This is a messenger RNA of Dermacentor andersoni, 1382 nucleotides long. RefSeq lists its product as uncharacterized. The record is from RefSeq and is a predicted model, not a curated record. Lineage: Eukaryota; Metazoa; Arthropoda; Arachnida; Ixodida; Ixodidae.
GGAUUUGCCUCUUCCCACUGACCAGGAUACCCAAGAUGCACGCCCUUGUGAUCGUCCUCGCGGCCGUGGUGUCCGAAACGCUGGCGGGCGGCUACGCUGGCGGAGCAGUGGGAGGAGCUGUUGGUGGAGCUGCCGGCGGCGCCGUCGUGCACGGUGGCCCGGGCGUCGUGCACGGUGGCCCGGGCGUCGUGCACGGCGGCGGAGGCGUGGGCCUCGGUCUCGCUGGCGGCGGCGGCGGCGGCGGCGGCGGCGGCCACGCAGCCGGUGUGCCCCUCGCCGGCCACGGCGUCGUAGGACACGGCGUCGUAGGACACGUCAAAGUGGCUCCUGUCAAGACCGUGUCGUACGUCAAGAAGCCUGUCGUGAGCUUCAGCUAUGUGACCAAGCCUGUGGUGAGCUACGUGAAGCAGCCGGUAACCACCGUGUCGCAUGCCAUCCAGCCUGUGGUCACGGUGAGCCAUGCCGUCCUCAGCGACGUUGGCGCCCUUGGAGCAGGCGGCGGAGUCGGAGGUGGCUUUGUUGGAGCAGGUCUCGGUGGCGGACUGGGCACCAUCGGAGCCGUUGACGGUGGCGUCAGCGUUGUGAACGGCUACGGCUUGGGAUCGUACGGUCUUGCCGGCUACGGAACCGGUGCCGGAUACGGAGGGGGCUACGGAGGAGGCUACGGAGGAGGUUACGGAGGAGGCUACGGAGGAUACGGGGGAGUUGGCCUCAAGGGUACCGUUGUUGCAGCCGACGUCGGAGCUUUCGGAGGAUACGGCGGAAAUCUCGGCUACGGAGGAGGCGUCACCUACGCCACAGGACUGGGCUAUGGUGGUGGCUACGGCAACGGGUACGGUGGCGGCUACAGUGGAGGAUACGGCGGUGGCUAUGGAACAGGCCUGGGUCUCGCUAGCUACGGCGUCAAAGGACACCUUGAUGCAGGCAAUGUUGGCGUCGGACUUAAGGGAGGAUACGCAGUAGGUGGAGGUUACGGGGGUGGACUGACUGCUGUCGGGGUUGGGGGAGGCUACGCAGGCGGCUAUGGAUGGUGAAACACCAUGCUCUCAUCUGCUCUUCACACGUCACACUAGUCCAUCCUAGAAAACAGCACGAGUUCUCAGGAGCCACAAUGCCCACUUGCAGCACUGCCCGCCCCGUGCGCCACAUGUACAGAUUCACAGGCGUCGUCUCUACCGAAUAAAUCAAGGGCGUUGCAGACACAAUCGCCGGGCGUAUGUGGCGGUGACAUCGGCAACAGCGGAUUCCCUGGGGCCUACGAGGGCAGGCACAGAAAUCACGACCUUCAUGUUGCUACAAGAAAUGCUUACCUGUCCUGGUCAGUGGAUACGAACAUUUUAUGUACACUAUGAGAAAAAAAAAUAAAGUUUAGAGAGGCAGAA